Messenger RNA from Dermacentor andersoni, 1026 nucleotides. RefSeq lists its product as uncharacterized. Lineage: Eukaryota; Metazoa; Arthropoda; Arachnida; Ixodida; Ixodidae. The record is from RefSeq and is a predicted model, not a curated record.
CGCGGGAGCACGAGUCAGUCGACAGCUGUGGCUACAAGGAGUCACCAGCCAUGAAUGCACUCGUGGUUUUAAUGGCCUUCCUGGUCGCCAGCGCCUACGCCGGUAACUUAGGCGGUGGUGCCGGUGGCCUGGGACCGGGUGCAGCAGGGCCUGGCGGCCCAGGGCUCAAUGGAGGCGGUGGUGGUCUGGGUCCUGGCCUUGGCGGUGCCGGCGGCGGCCUCGGUGAUGGUCUCGGAGGAGGUCUCGGAGGCGGCCUUGCGGGAGUUCUUGGCGCCGCACUGGGUGGUGGCGUGGGCGGCUUAGCAGGCCCUGCAGUAGCCACAGGUCCGGUGUCCGUAGGCGCCCCAGUUGCCGUAAGCCAGACCGUGUCCAUUCCAGCGCCAGUGGCGACACCCGUGGCUACUGUAUCUUUCCUGAAGCAGCCCGUGAUACACCUUAAGUACGUCACCAAGCCAGUGGUGAGCUACGUACGCCAUCCGGUGGCCACCGUCCACCACGCCAUCAGACCUGUGGUGCACGUCACGCACGCCGUGGCUGCACCGGCCAUCGCGGCCACCCCAGCUGUGGCUGCUGCACCGCUCGUGCUAGGCGGGUUCGGCGGACCAGCGUUCGUCGGCGGAUUUGGUGGCCCCGGGGGCCUUGGAGGCGUGGGCCUAGCGGGCUCAGGCUUCGGGGGUGCCGGCCUCGGAGGCGUCGGUCUCGGUGGCGUCGGUCUCGGAGGCGCAGGCCUCGGAGGCCUCGGAUACGGUGCUGGGGGUCUGGGUUAUGGAGGCGGACUCGGGGGUGGACUCGGCGGCGUCGGAAAUGGAGUGGUGGUCAAGACCAAGCAUCUGAAGUCCUAAUGAGUGUGGAAAGCGCAAGUUCAAGUGAUCUGGACCGACGAUGAUGCGUUGGGGAAAGCCGGACUGUUGCUGAGUCUUCCGCCGGUAGUGUCGAAUAACUUCGAGUGAUUCGUAGCAGUUGGAAUAGCGAAGUUUUGUUGUUGCAAUGUACAGAGUUACUAAUUAAACUUUCUGAGAAAGUGUU